AUGUCGGACAAAAUAGACCUCGAUAAUCCAUCCACGCGCGAUCCACGUCUUGCCAGUCGAGCAACCAGAUUCAAUAUACCCCCGCCGAUCAAAAAGCCGUCCUUGGAAAGACAAAACUCCAUCUCGCUUGGGUCACCCAGCACACCCAAACCCGCCGUUUUCCCUCCGCCGAACGAACCCCCCAAGCCGGUCGAGAAGCAGGAUAAUCCUCGUGAUGGGUCGUUUAUCCAGUCAAUCUCCGAGCUGGUGCAAGCCGCCGUUGCUACGGCCGUGAGCAGGUCGGAGAAAGAAAGAUUGCAGCAGAAGAAAGAGAUAACGGAAGGUCUAUUGAAAAAGGCAAAGGACCAUACGAACUUUCCUUCAACUGCGGCUUUCUUUCAGCAGGCCAGCAAUGACGAGAAAGUCGACAUGACUCGGAUGGAUGAUACUAUAAAGGAGCACUUGUCGAAUUGCAGCCAAAUAGAAAGGGAUCUGGUGACUAAAUGGGGACUAUUAUCGCCAAGCGGCCCCGGCUCUUCUGCGUCGGAAGAGACGAUAAAGAACCUGCAAAGGGAACUUCAAACAUUCAAGGAAGAGGCCGCCAGUACAAAAGCUGAACUUGCUAGGCUCGUUGAUAGCAGUCCGACGCGAACUGGGCCCAUCAAAAUUCUUCAGGAUAGGGUUAUUCUUUUGGAGAAAACCAUGGGAAAUCAAACCUCACUUCUAUCCGAACAGGCUAAUACUGCCAAGGCUAAUGACGAGCGCUUAACGUCGCUGAGCUCGGAAAUGAAGAAGGGAGCAGUAUCAUCACCAAUACGAGAAGCACUGCCCACGCAAUUCGAGAACGACAUUGGGGAAUUAAAGCAGAAGCACACGGAGGCGGAGGGAACAAUGAAGGCACUUGUCGAGUGCCAAGAAGCGCUUUCAAAGACGAUUCACCAAAUAAACGGAGAUAUCGAAGAACACCGGAGAGAAUUGAACGAUAUUAAUGUUGGUUCUAUAAGUGCAAUGAAGGCGAGAAUGGACAGCUUUUCCAAUCAUUUGAGCUCAUUGGCGGGUAAAGUGGUGACAGAAAGCCCGACUGCUCAGUCGGUAAACGGAAAUACCGCACCUCAAAUCAACAAGGACCAGGUGAACCAGAGCAUGCAGGCAUUGAAUGGUCGGAUGGACGAGCUGUCGCAUCUACAGUCCAUGAAAGACGACUUCCAGUUCUCUGAAAUGGAAGAAAUCAAGAAGAUAUUGGCGCAACAGAGCGAGGAGUUCAAAGGAUUGAGGGAUGGUUAUGGUCAAGUGUCAACGGAGAUCAAGGCUAUUGCGCAAAGCAAGCCAGCGGCAGCUCUGCGGCAAAUCCAAGAUCUUUCCGGGUCGCUAUCAGUCACACAGCGUGUGCUGGAGAGCGUGAAGGUUGGGUUACAUUCUUUGGAAACACGUUAUAAUAAUAUCUCGACCGAGCCUAUCGUCAAGAACAUGGUGGCCGCCAUGCAAGAAAUGUACCCAUCGGCAUCCCAGUUGACGGAGCAAGUGACAGCCCUCAGAAACAGCCUCGAUAAAGAUAUCCUGCCGCUCAAAUCGACGGUAGAACAACUGUUCAAGUCGCAUUCUUCGCAAGUCACGCAACUGCAGAAGGAUACAGCCGUGCAAUUGGAGGAAAAGAACCGAUUUAAAACCGAACAUGUUCGUAUGGAGCAGUCGGUUGCUGGUCUAUUGGAGCGGAUUAAGGCCCAGACCUCGAUGCCAACUCAGCAGCAAUUUAAUCAGCUGCAGUCGAAGGUCGAUUCUCUCUCGAAGAAAAUAAACGAACAGACAUUCAACAUCAGCGAGCAAUUGAAGUCGAAACAGUGGUCGGACGAAUCCCUCGUACAGAGCUUGAAUCAUGAACGCGAGCAUUUCAACAAGGAGUUCCAGCGACUGUCCAGUGAGCUCAAGGACAUGUUGAGUAAACUUUCUCAAUUACAAUCCACAAACACAACCAACAUGGAAGCAACAAAAUCCCACGCGGAUGACAUUGGUUCCUUGCUGGAUCGCAUGCGUCACUUGGAGGAGUCUGCGUCGAACAAUCAUGAACAACUGCUCAAACAAUUCGAUUAUAUAAAGAAAGCAGUGGAGAACCAGGAAGGUAUGCUUAUGGAUGGACAAGCAGCUGAAGAGCCACAAUCACCACCACAAAAGGUUGAGGGUGAUGAAGAACCCGAACCCGAGGUCCCUGAGGGGCCCACCGAGAGCCCGGCCAAUGGAGACAGCACUACUAUCAGCCAAAUAGCCGAAACCAACCCUGCGCUCGCUCUACGAGAGAAGAAGAGGAAGAAGAAGCGCCCGCGUACUUCGAUGAAUGCUUCUGAUGACGAAAGACCGGAACCGCAUUCGGGGUCCAAUUCACCACGAAUGCUCAUUCCCGGACGGGAUGGGACGCCGUCUACAGACGCGAAAAAGAAGACCAAGAAAAAGAAGAGGAGAAAUCUCAUCCAAGAUACGGAACCCAUUACGUUGGACUAA
Messenger RNA from Aspergillus glaucus CBS 516.65, 2472 nucleotides. RefSeq lists its product as uncharacterized. NCBI's taxonomy places the organism in Eukaryota, Fungi, Ascomycota, Eurotiomycetes, Eurotiales, Aspergillaceae. The record is from RefSeq and is a predicted model, not a curated record. The transcript has 2 exons. Bases 1 to 2472 code for a protein of 823 amino acids.